Messenger RNA from Pyrus x bretschneideri (Chinese white pear), 1261 nucleotides. RefSeq names its product fructose-1,6-bisphosphatase, chloroplastic. The record is from RefSeq and is a predicted model, not a curated record. Gene Ontology annotation, molecular function: fructose 1,6-bisphosphate 1-phosphatase activity. The coding region runs from base 7 to 1254 and encodes 415 amino acids. Gene Ontology annotation, cellular component: cytosol; cytoplasm. NCBI's taxonomy places the organism in Eukaryota, Viridiplantae, Streptophyta, Magnoliopsida, Rosales, Rosaceae. Gene Ontology annotation, biological process: fructose metabolic process; fructose 6-phosphate metabolic process; fructose 1,6-bisphosphate metabolic process. The transcript is spliced from 3 exons.
AUUAUCAUGCCAUUACCCACCACAAUCAUAACCAUAACACCACCGUCCACCUCCUGCCCUGCUCCAAUUUUCCCACCAAAUCGCCCUCAUUUCCCGCCCAGAAAUCUGUUUACUACAAAAACCAUCCUCCACAACCACAGACCAACAAUGGCAAAUCUUUCUGGGUUCGGUUUCAGUAUUGGGUCCCGACUGGUGGCUUCUUCCGGUACUAGUGGCAGUGUUGCCGAUGAUGAGGUGCGCACCCUGAUUGAGUAUGCGGCCGGCGAGGGAGGUGCCACUGUAGGAGAUGAUCUGGUGCUUCUGUUCCACCAAUUACAGUACGCCUGCAAGAGAAUCGCAGCUCUUGUAGCUUCUCCUUUCAAUUCCAGCCUUGGGAAGCACAAGGGUCUCUCUGGCGGCGGCGCUUCGGCUGCUGGGUCAGGCCGGGAUGCACCGAAGCCUCUCGAUAUCGUUUCGAAUGAAAUCAUCUUGUCCUCUCUUAAAAAUUCUGGAAAAGUAGCUGUCAUGGCUUCAGAAGAAGAUGAUACUCCAAUUUGGAUAACCGAUGAUGGCCCAUUUGUGGUGGUAACGGAUCCUCUAGAUGGUUCUCGAAAUAUUGAUGCGUCCAUUCCCACUGGAACCAUUUUUGGGAUUUAUAAACGCCUUCCGGAGCUGGAUCAUCUACCAAAGGAGGAGAAGGCUUUGCUGAAUUCACUCCAGAAGGGAACUAAUCUUGUUGCUGCCGGCUAUGUUCUUUAUUCAUCUGCCACAAUAUUCUGCACCAGCUUUGGUUCAGGAACACAUGCAUUCACGCUGGAUCAUUCAACAGGAGAUUUCAUUCUCACACACCCAAGCUUAAAAAUUCCUCCUCGAGGGCAAAUAUAUUCUGUAAAUGAUGCUCGAUAUUUUGACUGGCCCAAUGGAUUAAGGCAAUACAUAGACACUGUGAGACAAGGGAAAGGCAGAUACCCCAAGAAGUACUCUGCGCGUUAUAUCUGUUCUCUGGUAGCAGAUUUUCAUCGAACUCUACUGUAUGGUGGAGUGACAAUGAAUCCAAGGGACCACCUUCGUCUGGUUUACGAAGCCAACCCUCUUAGUUUUCUGGUGGAGCAAGCCGGGGGCAAAGGUUCUGAUGGUAAAAGUAGAAUUCUAUCGAUUCAGCCAGUCAAGCUGCACCAAAGGCUGCCUCUGUUCCUGGGGAGUUUGGAGGACAUGGAAGAGUUAGAGAGUUACGGGGAUGUGCAACAGAAAGUGAACCCAGGAUACGAGGUUUGACAACAUC